AUGGAGACUGAACCGCCGUUUUCAAGCCCUCAACCUGGGCCCACUCAAGAAGCUUCAUCCCCGGCAACGAACAGAAGAAAGUCCGGUCGGGUGACGCGAAAACCUGCACUGUACGCGGAGAGUUAUGGCGCCAAUGAUAGUGCGACCGCAGGGAGCUCUAAGCGCAAGCGUGCCGGCGGCGAUGACGAGGAAGAUGUAGAGGAGGAUGCAGACGCGUCCGAGCCCGAAGCUGACGAGUCCGCCAAUGAAGAGCCCGAUGAAGAAGAACUUCGAGAGAAGAGACGUGCUGCACGUAAAGCGUCAUCCAAGAAAGCGUCCGUGCCGAAGGCUAAAGCAAAGCCUCGCAGUGCGAAGAAACCUAAAGUAGCUAGCAAUGGAAUUGGAAGCCAACUGGCGUUCAGACCUGCUACGAAUGGAAAGAAGACUGUUUCCUCCCGUCCCAGGAAACCGAUAGUGCGACCCAGCUUGGCUGCCGGUGAACGGGGCCUCUAUGCGGAGGUCUUUGGUAAAGGGCGCAAUGCCGACACGACUGCUGCCGAGUGGCUUUCGCGAUACCAGAGAGAGCAGUCUCAAGCGCUGCGUGAUAUGGUUAACUUUGUGCUCAGGUGUAUAGGAACUGAUCUCGAGAUAACUCAAGACCAUAUUGAGGAUGUCGACCACGCGCCGGACCGCGUAAAGGAUUUGCAAAAUCAACAUCAGCAGGAAGGAUUCGGCGAGUGGCCCUUGAUCUCUAGAUCGAGAAAGUUCAGGGCUUUCCAGCCUGUCUUGGAAGAAUUCUUCAAGUCCUUAAUCCAGACCUUCCAUCAUUCCUCGGUUCUAUACGACGACCAAAACCUCUUCGAGAACUUCGAAAUUUGGCUAUCUGCCAUGUCAACAUCGCACUCUCGGCCUUUCAGACAUACCUCAACCGUGAUUUUACUGGCAGUCAUGUGUGCUCUUUGCGACAUCGCCCGGGAGUUGAUGACAUCAGUUUCUACUUCUCGCAAACAGCUCGAAACUGAAAAGAAAAAGAAGUCGGUCAACCAAGGAAGAGCAUCCGCUAUUGAGAAGGCUAUUGAAGACGGCGAAAAGAAGCUGGAGAUCAUCGAUGAAUACCUUAAAGACGGCGUCAAUGUCGUCUUCGUUCACCGAUACCGGGAUGUCGACCCUAACAUUCGUGCAGAAAGUAUGGCAGCGCUGGGGCAGUGGAUUCGUAGCUACCGAGAAUAUUUCUUCGAGGGACAGUUCCUUCGAUACUUCGGCUGGAUGUUGUCUGACACCGUCGCCCAGACACGCCUUAUCGUUGUAAACCAACUUCGCAGUUUAUAUGAAAAUAAAGAUAACAUUGCAGGCAUGCGGUCAUUUACCGCGCGCUUCCGUGAACGAAUGGUGGAAAUGGCUGCCCGUGAUGCAGACCUUGGGGUACGGGCCUCUGCGAUUGAACUAGUGGAUCUGAUUCGGGAGGCCGGAUUGAUUGAGCCCAGCGACAUUGACACAGUGGGAAGACUCGUCUUCGACUCGGAACCCCGGAUUCGAAAAGCAGCUGGUCGUUUCUUUGUCGCCAACGUUCAUGAUGUGUACGAUUCCACGGUCGAAGAAGUUCGAGACGAGAUCAAUGAGAUGUUCAGUGAAGAGGAUGAAGAUGAUUUCGAAUCGCCUAAACGUUCGUGGAUCAAGUUCAAGUGUCUCGUCGACACCCUUCAAUCCUACGACGAGCCUGAAAAUGAGUAUAAACCCGACCAGCCCACCACUGCAUCGAAGGAUAUGCUCUCCGGCACUCCUGUUAAUACCCGAUUUGUUCUUGUUACUGAGGCUAUUUAUCCUUACCUCAAGGAACUAUCCCAAUGGCAAUCUUUGGCUGGGUAUCUGCUUUACGAUCACUCCCAGAUUGCGGACAGUUCGUCCGAGGAUGACACUUCAGGCUCCAUCAAACAGCUUUACAAGAUGCAGGAAGGGCAGGAGGUCAUCCUCUUAGAAGUACUAUGCAGUGCUGUUAAGUUGCGUGUUCUUGAGGUUGCAAAGUCUGAUAUUGAUAAAAGAGGACGGAAGGUCAAGGCUUUGACUGACAAGAUUCCCGAACUUCAAGAAGAGAUUGCGCAUAACCUUGCGCAGAUCAUCCCCCAACUCUUGAAUAAAUUCGGCUCUGUGCCAGAAGCUGCUUCUGCCGUUCUACGACUUGAGCACCUCGUCGAUCUGGAUAAGAUACAAGACUUACAGAAAGAUGCGACCGCCUAUACAUCAUUACUAAACGACAUCAAUAAACAAUUCUUAACGCACUCUGAUCAGGAUGUGCUCACCGAGGCUAGUGUCGCUUUUCUUCAUGCAAAGAGCUCAGACGAUAUGCGGGAAGCGUUAGAGAAUAAGAUUUCGGAAUUGUGGGACGACAUGAUCGACACGCUCAGCACAUUAGCCCGGAAGAAGGAAGUACUGGAGGGCAGAUCAAUACCUGACUCUACUCUCAAUCAACUUACGAAUACUGUGAUGAGAAUUUCCAGUCUUGCCAGUGUAACCGACUGCACACAGACUCUGGAAGCAACACCUUCACGGUCAAAGGGCAAGAGCAAAGACACUGCCGAGACACCUUUCAAUAUCCUUCUGCAUCUGACGGAACGUGGUUUACGCGAAACCGAAGAUGAUGAAGAAUCCGCAAAGGCAGAGACAGAACUUGUGAGCAGCAGCAUACGGACACUGCUCUUCUAUUUCAUGUGGAAGGUCCAGUCUUUAACUACUGCUUUAAGCUCUGGAAAUGCCUCUUUCAAUACCGAAUACUUCGAAGUCUUAACAAAGAGCCGGGAGUUGUUUGUUUCGACACUUGUCGCCAUCAUGGGGGCGCGUUCUGGCUUGGAUGAUAUACGAUUCUCGGCAACAACAACACUCUUGGACCUACAGACCCUAUUCGGCACCCUCCGAUAUGCGGGACAAAAAGCCAGUAACGACGAAGACGUCAUUCUCCAGACACAGGGCUUGGUCCACGAGAUCGCAGGCGAGGCCUCCAAGCUUAUCGCUAAAAUCCACAGUGUCGCAGAACGUACAUAUGCGAAAAGGCUACGGUUCUCCUACGAGCCCGCGGACGACGACGAACCUAUAUCUGACUCAGAGGCGGAGAAGGAUUCCGAUGACGAGAGCGACGCUGGUUCCGAAGCAGAAAUGAUAGCCACAGAGCGCUUGCGAUCCAGAAUCGUGGCCGAACAGCGCCUGUGCGAACUCACAGGCAAGAUCGUCCUAGCGAUUGUAGGCCGCGUCAUUGACGCCUCCGGCGAAGAGCGCGGACAGCUCAAGCAAAGAUUGGUCAGGCACAAAUCCGACUUAGGCCAGAACUAUCGCGAAGUAGUCGCAUUCCUCGACGAGCGUAAACCCAAGAACCCUCCCCGACCCAAGGGUAAACAGCUACCUACAUCCACGGAACCAAACCGAAAUCAAAGCAGUUCAAGCAAGCGCCAAGACAACGCUAAAUCCGCUGAAAGAGUGGACGAUGAUGACGAUGAGGAAGAGGAAGAGGAGGUGCAGCUGAAUCUGGAAGAGGACGAUGACGAGGAUCUACGAGAAAGAGGCCUGGUAGAAGACGACAACAUCGAAGAAGAUCACGAUGAAGAAGAGGAAGAUGAAAAUCAUUCUGCUGCUAAUUCAGACGAAGAUGAAGUUAUGGGUGAUUGA
Aspergillus oryzae RIB40 is the source of this 3633-nucleotide messenger RNA. Its product is annotated as cohesin subunit IRR1. NCBI's taxonomy places the organism in Eukaryota, Fungi, Ascomycota, Eurotiomycetes, Eurotiales, Aspergillaceae. Gene Ontology annotation, molecular function: chromatin binding. The record is from RefSeq and is a predicted model, not a curated record. Gene Ontology annotation, cellular component: cohesin complex; nucleus; chromatin. The coding region runs from base 1 to 3633 and encodes 1210 amino acids. Gene Ontology annotation, biological process: sister chromatid cohesion. The transcript has 2 exons.